UUUGUUUGCCUAAUAGAGCGAGCACGAGCCGCUAAAGGAAACAAAAAAGAAAGGGGAGAAGAAUUUGGGAUCGCCGGAUCGGCGGGUAGAUCUUAAUCUUAUUCUCUCUCGCAUAGUCUCUCUCUCUCUCCGUGAAAUACUGGGAUUGUUUCCCGGGGCGAGGAGUAACUGAGGCCUCUGUGGUUUGGAAACAUCAGGCGAUUCAUAGAUGUUUACAACAUUAGCGAGCUAGAGAUUUUUCCCUUACUAGCAACAGUGUCUUCUGGUGCCAUGAUUGCUGCCUGAUGUCUCACACAUAUCUCAUGUUUUGAAGGUGUCAACUAAUAUGCAGUCACAUCUAGAAGAUACUUCCCUCAGACACAGAUCCCCAGAGUUUUCAGACAGGGGUAAAAAAAGGUCACUUCAUAUGAUUGAUGGCGAUCCAAUGUAUUCUGGCAAUCCUUCUAUUGAAGGUCAUUCAAAAGAACUGGUUCUUUAUGAUCCUGGUACAAGUGGUAUGAGUAAUGACACUCCUGCAGUUACUAAUCACAUUGAGAAUUAUACUCCUACCUUUAGGAACUUCUUGGCACCAAAUCCUUCCAAUCGUACCUAUUCAGCAAUUGGAACAUUCACUGUCCAAUGCGCUUCAUGUUUCAAAUGGAGGAUAAUUCCAACAAAAGAAAAAUAUGAACAGAUUCGUGAAAAAAUAUUGGAAGAGUAUUUUGUAUGCGAACAUGCUCGAGAAUGGCGCCCUAGUAUUCGAUGUGAAGAUCCUGAAGACAUAUCUCAGGAUGGCAGUAGAGUCUGGGCAAUUGAUAAACCAAACAUAGCUCAGCCCCCUUCAGGUUGGGAAAGAUUGCUUAGAAUCAGAGGCGAAGGGGGCACAAAAUUUGCAGAUGUGUAUUAUACUGCUCCAUCUGGAAAAAAGUUGCGGUCCAUGGUUGAAGUUCAAAGGUAUUUGCUUGAACAUCCAGAGUAUGCUAGACAAGGGGUAACUCUCUCUCAGUUUUCAUUUCAGGCCCCAAGGCCUCUCCAGGAGAACUAUGUCAGGAAACGCCCUAUACGUUUUAUGAACCCUUCUGAUGGCAGUGAUCUUCUGCUUCAAAGGCCCCUUGAAGUUGAAGAAGUUAUUCCUUUGUCUUGUGCUGCUCCAUCCCAUAAAGAGCAAUUAGUUGGUGCACAAGCUUCGCCAAAUAUUUUUCCUGAAAAAACAAUUCCUUCUCCUCCAAAUGAAUCAACAACAACUGCCAUGCCUCCAUCUGAACAAAUGAAGCUCAACAAUGAGCUCACUUCAAAUGCACCCUUUAAUCCCUUGUUCUGGCCUGCUGCUCAUACACAUAAAGAAUCAUUAGUAGGUGCACCAGCUUUGCCAAAUGCUGCUUCCGAAAAAUCUGUUUCUUACCCAAAUGAUAUGCGACCACUUGCUGAUCUGCCUCCAUCAGAACAGGUGAAGCUUACAAAUGAGCAUCCUGCACGUGCAUCUUCUUUUAAUCCCUUUUCUUGGGCUACACUUCCUGCAAAUAAAGAGCUAAAUUUAGGUGGUGCACCUGUUUCUUCUCUAAAUGAAUCAAUAUUGCCAACUUCCAUGUCUCCAGAAGAGAUGAAGCUUAAAGAUGGGCACCCUACAAAUCCAUCUUUUAAUCCCUUCUCUUGGGUUGAUCUGCCUACAUAUAAAGAGCAGGCAAUAGGUGGACCAGCUUCCAGAAGUACGACUCCUGAAGAACUAGUUUGUUCCCCUCCAAAUGAAUCAACUCUACCAGCUUCCAUGCCGCCACCAGAACAGAUGAAGCUUAAAGACAAGCGGCCAGCAGAUGCAUCUCCUUGUGAAUUGUGAUGCUUUACCCUGCUGUAUCUAUUUUGUUUAUUUGUACUGUUUGCUCAAUGAAAAUCGAAAAGAUCUGAGUACAGGCACAAGAAGAAUGACUUCUCUUGAACUAUGAUAGGGAUACAGAGUUCUUGUAGCAGAUCAGCAGGACCUUGUUGUAAUCAGGUCCUUAGUUUUACAAAA
Molecule: messenger RNA, 1987 nt
Organism: Zingiber officinale
Lineage: Eukaryota; Viridiplantae; Streptophyta; Magnoliopsida; Zingiberales; Zingiberaceae
Product: methyl-CpG-binding domain-containing protein 2-like
Exons: 9
Coding region: 326-1813 (495 amino acids)
Molecular function (GO): zinc ion binding; DNA binding
Source: RefSeq, a predicted model, not a curated record